AGCUUUAUCGUCGCUUCUUAUGGGGGAGACAAAUGCACUCGAUGAUCACAAAACGUGGAAUGGAUUGUGAUGUAGUCUUGUCGACUUCUCUCGUAGAUAUGUAUGCCAAGUCAGGUGAUAUUACCGGUGCUUCACGCGUGUUUAAAUCGAUGCUAGUGAAGAAUCCAGCUUCGUGGAACUCAAUGAUUGGAGGGUUUGCAAGACAUGGACUAGGGGUGGAAGCUUUAGAAGAGUUCGAGAGGAUGGUACAGUGCGGCUACAAGCCUGAUCAGGUGACGUUCAUUAACUUGUUGUCGGCUUGUGCUCACGCGGGGCUAGUGGAAGAAGGGGAAAAGCAGUUCAUGUUGAUGGGUAGGUUUGGGAUAAGUGCAGAGAAGGAGCAUUAUGCAUGUAUGGUGGAUCUACUAGCAAGGGCUGGUCAAUUAGAUAAAGCAGAGAGGUUGAUAAAGGGUAUGCCUUUUGAGCCUGAUUUUGUUAUCUGGGGGGCUUUGCUCGGGGCUUGCGGAUUGCAUUCAUGUUUGGAGCUAGGUGAAGUUGCUGCUAAAGGAAUCUCAAGGUUGAGAAGAGAGUAUCCCGCGGCUUAUGAUGUUCUGUGUAGAGUUCAUGGCGAGAAAAGAGAUUGGACUAGUGUUAUGGAGUUGAGGAGAUUGAUGAGGAAGACUAAAGCCAAGAAACAAGACGCUAGUAGCUGGAUUGAAUAGAGCUGAUGUGAAACAGGGCUUUUUGGUCUUCCUACAGUUGAUGAGCGCACCAUUGUGAUGAAGCUUCUGUACUAAGAUGAUGUGACAGUAUGGUUAUAGCCUUCUAAAUUCUAUGAAUCCUGGUGAUAACAAUGCAGCUUGAAUAGAGCUUUCUAACUCUGAUUUCGAGACAAACAUUGUGAUAAUAAGCAUUUGAAUUCA
Brassica oleracea var. oleracea is the source of this 902-nucleotide messenger RNA. Its product is annotated as pentatricopeptide repeat-containing protein At2g13600-like. The coding region runs from base 33 to 701 and encodes 222 amino acids. Gene Ontology annotation, molecular function: RNA binding; protein binding. The record is from RefSeq and is a predicted model, not a curated record. The transcript is spliced from 2 exons. Lineage: Eukaryota; Viridiplantae; Streptophyta; Magnoliopsida; Brassicales; Brassicaceae. Gene Ontology annotation, biological process: RNA modification.